AUGCAGAGACCAAGUGCCUUUUCCAUAGAUUCUCUAAUUGGGAGCACCCCAGCCCGGCCCGGUCAUGUCCUGUACACAGGAUACUCUAUGUUCAUGCCAUACCGGCCCCUGGUAAUCCCUCAGACUCUUCCACCAUCUCCGUUGCCCCCACUUGGAUCCCACAACUCCUUCACUAGCCGUUUGACUAGUACCUUCUGUGCCAACUUGGGCCAGGGUUUACCAUCUAUGGUGGCACUGACCACUGCUCUGCCCAGCUUCAGGGACCCUGCAGAGAAUUUCUACUCAUCUCGGGAGCUAGUCAGUCCCUGUGGAACAUCAGCUGACUUGGGGGGCGCACAACUGGAACCACUUGAUUCCCAGGAAAAGAGUUCAGAGACACCUGAAUGCAAGGAAAGCUUCACCAAUGUGGCAGGUUAUGGGAAAGUGUACAGUUCUGAUGAGGAAAAGACAGAUGGGAAAGUCUCAGAAACUGGCUGCAGUGACCACGAGGACAGUACUGGGGAGAGCUGUGAUGACAGCCUGCCAGAAGCAGGACAUAGCCCCCAAAGGCCAAAAGGCAAACAUAAGGGUACUAGUCAUGAUUCAGCUGGGAGAAGCUCAGGGACUCCAGGGAAAAGUCGGCGACGUAGGACUGCAUUCACCAGCGAGCAGCUCUUGGAGUUAGAGAAAGAGUUUCACUGUAAAAAGUAUCUCUCCCUCACAGAAAGGUCCCAAAUUGCCCACACGCUUAAGCUGAGCGAAGUCCAAGUAAAAAUUUGGUUCCAGAAUCGCAGGGCUAAGUGGAAACGAAUCAAAGCUGGGAAUGUCAGCACUCGGGCUGGGGAACCUGUCCGAAAUCCCAAAAUUGUGGUUCCUAUCCCAGUCCAUGUAAACCGAUUUACUGUCAGGACACAACAGUUGGAUGCUGGGCGGCCAUGACAAUGGAGGACUUGGAAUGGAGAGAUUUUGAAGAAUGGCCAAUAUUCAGCCUUGGGACAGAUGUGUUGGAGAAAAAGAGGGGACAGCUUAGACAUCCUGGAGUCUGUUUAGGAAGGACACUCAAACUAGGCUUAAUGGGUGACAAAGGACAGAUUAAUAUUGCUGUCCCAUGAUGACAUCCAGUCUAGGUGAUGAAUUCACCAGGACCAUACAUGAAGGCUACCAAUUAG
Molecule: messenger RNA, 1148 nt
Organism: Bombina bombina (fire-bellied toad)
Lineage: Eukaryota; Metazoa; Chordata; Amphibia; Anura; Bombinatoridae
Gene: GBX1
Product: gastrulation brain homeobox 1
Exons: 3
Coding region: 1-918 (305 amino acids)
Biological process (GO): regulation of nervous system development; regulation of transcription by RNA polymerase II
Cellular component (GO): nucleus
Molecular function (GO): DNA-binding transcription factor activity, RNA polymerase II-specific; RNA polymerase II transcription regulatory region sequence-specific DNA binding
Source: RefSeq, a predicted model, not a curated record